AUGAGGUCAAAGUUCAUGAAUUAUAAACCAUGUAAUAAAUGUGUGUGUGUGUCUUCAGAUCUGUCGGAGAAGAAGAGCGACCUGCGUGUGUGUGACGCAGGAACGUGUCGCUUCGGAGGAACCUGCAGAGAGAACGGAGCCGACAUCAAGUGUGUCUGUCAGUUCCACUGUAAUAAGAAGUACGUUCCCGUCUGCGGUUCCAAUGGAGACACGUAUCAGAACGAGUGUUUCCUCAGAAGAGCCGCCUGCAAGAAACAGAGAGCCAUCAGCAUCCUGUCAGAGGGACCCUGUUACCACGACGGAGGUUCAGGAUCUGGUGACGGAGAUGAUGAAGGUUCUGGUCGCGGUAAGAAGGUUUCAAAAUGUGGAAACUGCAAGUUUGGAGCCGAAUGUGACGAAGACUCAGAAGAUAUGCUCUGCAUGUGUAACAUCGUGUGUAACGGACACAACGACAACCCGGUGUGCGGCGGCGACGGCGUCACCUACGACACGCCGUGUCACGUCCGCGAGGCGUCCUGCCUCAAACAGCUGAAGAUAGACAUCAAACAUGUGGGGCGUUGCCAAGAUAAGAGCAGGAAGGACGACGGUGUGAAGAUGAAACCGGACGUCUUCCCUGUGUCUAAACCUGGUGAGGGGGAAGGGUUCGAGGACGCCCCCGCUCCCUGUCCUGAAGACUACUUCCAGUUCUGUGACCACGGAGAGUGUGAGAUGAGACACAACCUGCCCACCUGCAGGUGUGAGGCGGCGUACGGUGGUCCUCAGUGUGAUCAGCUGCUGGACUUUAACAUCCUGUACGUGGUGCCGAGCGGUCAGAAGCUUCACUACGUCCUCAUCGCCGCCAUCAUCGGAGCCGUGCAGAUCGCCGUCAUCGUGGCCGUGGUCAUGUGCUUCACCAGGAGGUGCAACAAGACGAAGCGCGGCCGGAGACAGAAGCAGCACCUCGGCCACUUCCCGUCAGGAACUUCCUCCCGGAUGAUGUAG
Molecule: messenger RNA, 981 nt
Organism: Scomber scombrus (Atlantic mackerel)
Lineage: Eukaryota; Metazoa; Chordata; Actinopteri; Scombriformes; Scombridae
Gene: tmeff1b
Product: transmembrane protein with EGF-like and two follistatin-like domains 1b
Exons: 9
Coding region: 1-981 (326 amino acids)
Molecular function (GO): protein binding
Source: RefSeq, a predicted model, not a curated record